CUUGGCAUGGAGGCAUGCAGAGGGCGGGCCUAGACGCUCAUGGACCCGUGGGCGGAUGCGAAUGAGCAAGAAUCGCAUGCGCCGGACAUCAGCCAGGCCCAGUCAGGUCACCUUCACUCCCCCAGCCCCGACCUGUGGAGACCGACUCUCCAAAAGGCCAUAUCCGCCAGGGGGUCACGGGAAACCCAAAGCCCAUCCCCCUCAUAUAGGCGUGCGCCCCCACCGUCAUGAUGGAAUUCGCAAAAACCCUGUGCCUUCAUGCACCAUGUCCAUCUCAUCUCACGACGGGCCUAUGCCCGCCCUGCGAGACGUCCUCGAGAGACUCAAACUGACAUCCUACCACGACGCAUUGCUCGCAAACGGCUUCCACAGCUGGGACACUGUUCUGGACAUCACCGAGGAAGACCUGACGUCGCUGGGGGUUAAGCUGGGCCACCGCCGGAGUCUACAGCGCGAGAUCGCGACAUGGCGGGGUGUGCCUUCGACUCUGGCUCUGGAAGCUGAGACCGGCCUUCCAUCGCCUGGUACAGGAACAGGAACCGGAACAGGAACCGGUGCUGGUACUGCUGGUACUGCUGGUACCGCCUUCAGCUCCCACAACACUGACACCCAGCCUUCGCUCUCCACUUCAGCUCUAGAAACCCUCGAGAAACAAACCACGCCUCAGCCACCAAGGGAGAAACGACGGUACCGACGCCACCCUCGACCGGAUAGCAACGCGCCUCGGAAGCCCAAGACGGCCUAUGUAAAUUUUGCAGACGAGCUCCGAACUACCCCCGAAAUAUCGGCGUUAUCGUUCGUUGACAUCGCCAAGGAAGUGGGCCGCAGAUGGCAGGAAUUGCUGCCGGAGAAGAAGCGCGUGUGGGAGGGCGAUGCUGCUCGCGCCAUGCAGGAGUAUGAGACCCAGAUGGAUGCCUACAAGAGCACCGAUAAUUGGCGCAAGUAUCAGACCUACUUGUCCGAAUUCAAGUCUCUGCAGCAGCGACAAGCACUGCUCGGAAAACGCCCCGCCUCCACGCGUUCUACCGGUUCGUACUCUCAGCUCGACCUGGGUCAAGCUAGCCCUCCCGCUUCCUCGGAAAACCAGGUGGCAGCGUAUUCGACGACACCCAGUGCCAGUGGUUACGAAGCCCAGAUGUGCCAGACUGCACUCACACUAGCGCUAGGUGAGCUAGGGUCUUUGCGCGGCGAGAUCCUGGGACAGGGCGCACUUCCGUAUGAUCAACAGAAUCUACCGCCCGAGCAGCUUGUACGUCGCGCCAUGUACGCCUUCGUCCAGGGUACUGGAUCGCUUUUGUACAUGUGGACGUAUGAUCAAGUGGAUCAAAUCCUCGAGCGCAUUUACCGACCUUAUUAUCAGACGGACGCUAUUUCGCUUGCCGAAUGCUUCAUUGUUGCAGCCAUGGGGGCCCAUUAUGACAUGGAUUGCGUACCCGAGCGCACCAGAAGACUGCUUUACGCUUCUGGAACCCUGUGCUUCAAUGAAGUGUCGGCGACUCACGAUUAUCUGCGCACAAUGAGGCUGCUGCUUUCCAUGUCAUUCUACGCGUUGCUAGAGAAGCACAUGAGCGCGCGAUAUCUGAUCUCGGCUGGUCUGCAGAUUGCGCGUUGGAAGUGUCCAUCUUUGACCAAAAUCGAAGGCGAUGUGGUCGGAGAGAGCUGGAGGAAGGUCUUCCGCAGCCUGAUCUUCAUGGAUUGCUGGUUAUCCUACACUCUUGGGUACACCGCCGAGGUCACGCCACUUGACAUUGCUAUUGCUUGUGCACCGACGACUCGCCUUGUGCAGGCGUCAAUCGAUGAGCAGAUCCAUGUCCAGACUAGUAAAGUCGGUUUGAUCGCAGCCGAAAUCGCGAAGACAGUGGCAUCGCCAGAGCUGGCGACCAGCGAAAAUAUUGCCAUGCUGACCGGAAAACUGGAAGCCUGGAGGAUGCAGUUGCCGCUCAUGCUGCAAAUCUCAAUUCUGACGUCGGACAACCCACCACCAUUGAAUCUGCAUCAGAGACGAGCUAUAUUGAUGGUACAUAUCAUGUACCUUGGGGCCCUGAUCCUACUUUACCGCCACCUACUAGUGGCGAUCGCAGAAAAGCAUCUUCCAUGGACCCUGAAGCUCUCCGUGGAAGACGCACAGAAAUACGGAAUCGAAUGCGCGGUAGCUGGACAACAAAUCGCUAGGAUCCUAAGCUUGAUCUCCUUUGACGGCACUCUUUCCAAACGUUGCUGGUUGAUCAUCUACUGGGCCUUUACAGCCUCCAUUGUCCUCCUCUUCAGCGCAACUGCCAAAUUGCUCGACGGCCAACCCGACGGCGUUGAGCAAGACCUCACAUGGAGCAAAGCGUGCAUGGACAUGCUCGAGCCAUGCCGCAACUUUGAGCCCAUCGCCGCACAAUACCUCCAAACGCUGUGGCCUCUAUACGACCAUCUCCGCGCCAUCCACCACCGCAUCAUAGGCCGCGCCAAAACCAGCAUCUUCUCGCUCCUCCAGUCCGAUCCCAACACGCUCAGCCCGCCUAUUCCCGUGUCUAGAGUCGAGAUCGGACCUAUUUCGGAGAAACUGCUCAUCUUGCUGCGGGACCCGUUUGGACGCAAGCAGGGCUUCGAUGGCGAGCAGAAUAUGCGACGACUGCUCAAUGUUGACGGGACGAGGUUGCUAUUCUGGUGGAAGUGA
This is a messenger RNA of Periconia digitata, 2665 nucleotides long. NCBI's taxonomy places the organism in Eukaryota, Fungi, Ascomycota, Dothideomycetes, Pleosporales, Periconiaceae. The record is from the annotation of a GenBank genome assembly.